Messenger RNA from Ostrea edulis (European flat oyster), 3403 nucleotides. RefSeq lists its product as uncharacterized. Bases 253 to 1872 code for a protein of 539 amino acids. The transcript is spliced from 14 exons. Gene Ontology annotation, biological process: lipid metabolic process. Gene Ontology annotation, molecular function: calcium ion binding. The record is from RefSeq and is a predicted model, not a curated record. NCBI's taxonomy places the organism in Eukaryota, Metazoa, Mollusca, Bivalvia, Ostreida, Ostreidae.
UCAACCUCGAAACGCAGAUGUCCAAACCAACCGUCCAGUGUGAGGCACACUAUCGUGUAAAAUCUGAUUUUAUUUUUUUUUUAAAUUGUUUUCGUUCAAUGUAAUAGGAAUAAUAUUUUGUGAAAUACGAGAAGUUAGUAACAUGCAGUUGUCGUAAAGAAGUAAGGAGACGGAAAUCGGCGGGCGGAUACAAGGUUUUCCGGUGUUUGUACUAGGUCUGGUCUUGUACUAGAGUAACAUAACGCGGUCAGCAUGGGCGGGGUGUACUCUGGACUGUGGUCAGCUAAGCCAACCCAGACAAUGACAAAGCGGGAAAAGUUCCUACAGGACAGGAGGAAAUGCAUCGACGAAAUGUUAAACAAUGAAGACAAGAGGAAGCACGAACGCAAUAUUCAUCAUCCCAAUAUACUGACAAAAAUGCCGUCCAUAUUAAAUGAGAUUGAAACCCGAGUCCUCACGAUAGAUCCCAAGGACCAUACAAAGGAUUAUCCAUUUGAAAAUCUCGUCUUCAAUGGAGGUGGAGCCAAAAUGAUUUCUUAUGUUGGAGCUGUGAAGUGUUUAGAAGACAUGGGCAUUAUGAAGAACAUCAAACGUUUCGCAGGAGCUAGUGCUGGUUCUAUAAUUGCGGCCCUCAUGGCUGCGGGGAUUACAAUAGAGGACUACCGAGAAGUGCUCGAUCAUGCUUUAAUGAAUGUCUUCGACGCAGGCUGGGGGUAUUUGAGCUUGAUACCCAACUUAUUGUAUCAUUUUGGAUGGCACCCUAACGUGAAAGUAUACGAAAUAAUCGGGAAGCUAUUUGAGAAGCAACUGGGCAAUAAAGAUAUUACGUUUAAACAGUUUUAUGAACAAACGGGGAAGGAAGUGUGCAUUGUUGUGACAAACUUGAAUUACUUGAAGGAAGAAUACUGUCACCCUAAAACUACGCCGGAUAUGCCAGUUAGGCUGGCCAUUCGGAUGUCGUGCUCUUUUCCAGGUGUUAUGCAGGCAAUCCAGUACACUCAUGAUAAUGAAACUAACACUUACACAGACGGGGGUGUGUCUUGUUAUUAUCCUAUUUGCUGCUUUGAUGGAUGGUGGUUAUCAAUGAAGAAAGGUGAUAGUUUUAUUGAGAAGUUACAUCCCUUGGAUGAUGUCCCUAUUCUGAUGAGGGAUGAAAACCGAUUUAAGACGGAUCCGGCCACGUUCAACAAAACACUUGGCUUCUAUCUAUAUGCAGAGAGCGGCAGUGACCACAUGAAGUUUGAGCUGGAGAAAAGACUGAGAGUCCAUGAUUGUGAACUUCCAGACACCAGACUAGCAAGAAAGAUGGGGGACCAAAGGCGGUUUAUUGAGCGUGCGUCCCGAGAACACAGGCGGGUUGUACUAGCAGCGGAUGAAUUCUUGAAGGUCGUAAGAAAGAUGAUCAUAGACAAUUCCAUCAUUACCAAGGAAACGUUUGAGCACGCUUUUGUCAGUGACUUUGUUCGAGAGGAAAGUUUCAGAAUAUUGUUUGGGGAUGAAUGUACUGUGGAGGAAGCAUUUGAGAUUCUGGAUGACGAUGGGAAUGGAGAGAUUAGCUACAACGAACUAGUGGAGUUCAUUCAGGGUAUCGGCGUGCACAUUCAGGAACGCAUCAGUGGAUUGGGAAAAUUGGAAAUUAAUUCUUUUUCGUCUUUCAUGUUCGCCAUGUUUAGUUCAUUUUGGAUUAGCAAAGACCAUGUGGACUUGGAUAAGGAUUUAGACAGAACUGUAGGGAUCAAUACAGUAUACGUCGACACGCAUGAUUACACGAUGGAGAAGGAAGAUAUAGCGUUCCUGGAACAGCAAGGGUACAACGCGACAAUGACAUUUCUACGGUACUUCAUAGCAAAGUCGGAAUUCCAAAGUGACUGAAACAGUUUAAGAAUAGUAUACCAGCAUCAUUUAAUCUGAGAUAUAUUCAUAUUUUUCAAACUGUCAUAGAGAGGAACUAAAGAACUCUGACAUAGCUGGUUGAUAUAAAUCAUAUACAUGUAUAGCAUUUUGAAAACUGAAGCUAUUUCUUGUUUAAGUUUUAAUUGUAGGUAUGCAGUUACUCGAUAUAUUUUUAUUUUGUACAUGUGCUAGUGAUUGUAUUGUUAUGGAUAUCAUGAGAGGGGGUAGUUAUGAAGGAGCAUAAUAUCUGUAUAGAUAUUAAUUCAUUUAUUUUACAAUAGAAAUUAUAUGUACUAGUAUUGGGGCUUCAAACCUUAUGUGCUAUACUCUCAUAGUGUAGACUGAAUAUAAAGACUCUCAAACCACUAUACUAUCAAUGAAAAUGACUUAGGAAGACAGUUGUUUUUCUUGUUACACGUUAUUACAGGGGUAUAUAGGUUUGACAUUUCACCACCAACUAGUACUCGCUAAACUAGAGAUGUCGGCCACACCCACAAUAUUGAUGGAUUUUGUACAUAUUUCCCUUAGUCUGCUGAUAGAAUACCAGGAUUUUAGUAAUGUAAAAUUGAUAAAUGAAUACAAAUGUACUGUUUCAUUAAUCUGAUUAUGACUUACUCAUUUAAUAAUCAAGGUGUCAUAUUGUAUUUUUGAAUUUACUGGAUGGGUGUAAAUAUAUUAUUAUAAUUUUUAUAUUUACAUCCACCCAGUAAAUUAAAGAAUUAUAAAAUGACAAAUGAAUCCUUGUCUUUCGAUGAAUAUUUGCAUUUUAGAGCUUUGUAUUUUAUGCAGUAUCAAAAGUAAAAUAUAACACCAUUUUAAAGUGUAACUAAAUUUACUGUCAAACUAAUUUUCAAUAUCGGUGGUACAUGUACAUUAGAGAGAGUUUUAAUGACCCUUGGUUUUAUAAGUAAAAUGAAAGUCAGAUUUAGGGUUUUAUAAGUAAAAUAAAAGUCAGAUUUAGGGUUUUAUAAGUAAAAUGAAAGUCAGAUUUAGGGUUUUAUAAGUAAAAUAAAAGUCAGAUUUAGGGUUUUAUAAGUAAAAUAAAAGUCAGAUUUAGGGUUUUAUAAGUAAAAUGAAAGUCAGAUUUAGGGUUUUAUAAGUAAAAUGAAAGUCAGAUUUAGAGUUUUAUAAGUAAAAUGAAAGUCAGAUUUAGGGUUUUAUAAGUAAAAUGAAAGUCAGAUUUAGGGUUUUAUAAGUAAAAUGAAAGUCAGAUUUAGUGUUUUAUAAGUAAAAUAAAAGUCAGAUUUAAGGUUUUAUAAGUAAAAUAAAAGUCAGAUUUAGGGUUUUAUAAGUAAAAUAAAAGUCAGAUUUAGGGUUUUAUAAGUAAAAUGAAAGUCAGAUUUAGGGUUUUAUAAGUAAAAUGAAAGUCAGAGUUAGGGUUUUAUAAGUAAAAUAAAAGCCAGAUUUAGGGUUUUAUAAGUAAAAUAAAAGCCAGAUUUAGGGUUAUUUAAGUAAAAAAAAGUCAGAUUUAGGGAUUUAUAAGUAAACUGAAUACAAUUUACCGUGUGGA